This is a messenger RNA of Macroventuria anomochaeta, 354 nucleotides long. RefSeq lists its product as uncharacterized. Gene Ontology annotation, cellular component: mitochondrion. The record is from RefSeq and is a predicted model, not a curated record. Lineage: Eukaryota; Fungi; Ascomycota; Dothideomycetes; Pleosporales; Didymellaceae. The annotation marks the transcript as partial. The transcript has a single exon.
UUCUUGCAAGGAGCUUUCAACAAAGUCUACACAGUUUCUGGCAGCAAGGGAACCUUCAUCUCCAGGGUCGCACUCCCCCUCGCUCCAAGGGUCAAAACGCUGAGCGAAGUCACGACGAUGUCACUUAUCCGCGCAAAGACUAGCAUACCUGUACCUCAAGUCGUUGCGUACAAUGCUGGCCUGAACAACGAACUAAAGUUUAAGUGGGUACUAGUAGAACACAUCAACGGCCUUCUACUGCAGGAGCGCCGGUAUGAACUAUUGUGGCUCAAGAAGGGCUUGCUAGUCCAGAAGAUGGUGAAGUUCAUAGAUGAGCUGUCUCAUCUGAAUCUCACCGGGAUCGGCAGCGUCUAC